AUGGAUGUGAUUGCAAGUGUAAUCUACAUGUCGGAAAUUCGUCAACACAACAGAAUCACUAUCUCACUUGAGGACAUGCUCACCCACUGCGAGUCGAUGAACUCAUCAGCGUCUGUCAUUCCAUCCACUUGUAAUCUUCCAUGGCUCAUUCCACUGUCUCCUCCUCCGUCUUCUCCUCGUCCUACUCAUGCGUCUUGUGCAUUCACACCUCCCAUUCGUGCCGUGGAUUGCUCACUUCACAGCAACUAA
Mesocestoides corti is the source of this 249-nucleotide messenger RNA. Lineage: Eukaryota; Metazoa; Platyhelminthes; Cestoda; Cyclophyllidea; Mesocestoididae. The record is from the annotation of a GenBank genome assembly.